Haemonchus placei is the source of this 342-nucleotide messenger RNA. Lineage: Eukaryota; Metazoa; Nematoda; Chromadorea; Rhabditida; Trichostrongylidae. The record is from the annotation of a GenBank genome assembly.
AUGAGAAUGCUCUUAUGGGCCUGCGGCUGGACGCGGCUGGAUCGGGUCACAAACGAAGAAGUCAGGACGGCUAUGCAAACAGCGCCAGUUCAACUGAAGAUGAGAGAGCAGCGUGUGCGAUGGUUCGGGCAUGUACCAAGAAGACUACAGAGCCAUUCGAUAAGGGAAGCAAUGGAGUUCGAGGUUCAAGGUAAGCGACCACGAGGAGCCUCAAAGAAGAGAUGGCGAGACGUGAUCAAGAAGGACCUCGCCGAAGCCAAGGUGACGGCAGAAGAUGCCGUAGAUAGAAUGAUAUGGAGACGGCUGACAAGAACAGCGGACCCUGCGACGGCGCAUAAUUAA